UUUAUUAUUGUUCUUAGUUUUUAUUUUUAACUUGAUCAAACUUUUCGAAUUGACCUCUCCUUUGAGGUGAGUGGACAUGGAAUAUGAUUCCCAGGAAGCUUCAUGAGCUAAUCUGCUGUGAUUUGAGAUUUUGCCACUCCUUGAUUCGUUCCUACUCUGGCUGCUUAAUAGUGGUUGUAUGGCAAAUCCUAAUACAGCAAGACGUUGGCUUUUGUCCUGAAAAUUUCAGGAUGAGACCUUGAGUGUACGUGAAGCAAGAAUAAUACGUUAGAAAAAAUGAUGCUCCUCCAUGGAGAUCUUUUUGAAGAAAGGACAAGCAGCACUUCACGUGUAAUGGGUGUUAGCACACUAGUAACACCUCUGUACAGGUUCUGGUGACAGCCUCUAACCUGAGAAGAAAGUUAUGAGACAAUUACUCACAUGUGCCCUCAGAGUUUCCAGUGUGGCUGCGGUGUAACUCCCAUUACAGUGUUUGGACGGUCUGAUUUUUAGGUUGUGAAUUUUCAGCAAGGUGCAAUAUAAGCAGGAUGUACUCAAACAACUUUUAAGCCUGGAGUGUAUGUAUGUCCUUUAUUUAAAUGCAAAGACUACUUUUACACGGGUUUAAACUGUGUAUUUUGUGCCUUCACACGGCAUAAAUUUUAACAAAAUUCACAGAUGAAGGGUGGUAAAUACACAAAGUUAAGAACCAUAAAGAAAGCAGUGUAGCUUUAAGUCUGCCUAUGCAGAGCUGGCUGUAUUUUUUUCUACUACCUGUCAGUUCUCUAGCUUGAGUUAGGGUGUGAAUAUAAUGAAUUAGGGAAGAGGCGGUCUUGUGGCUUUACUUUCCAAUGUUGUAUGAUUGAAGUGAAAUGCCACUUGAACAUGCCAAUUAAUAUCAAUCCAGAGAAGACUUACGUUGAUUACUUUAGUAGUUGUGCACUAGGGUUUUAUGUGUUGACCUCUGACUGACAAGUAAAACACUAGGUGAGUGAUGUUGUGCAGGCAAGAAUGAGGGGUUUGUGGUAUCACCUCUGUGAUGUGGGCUAAAUCUUUUAAGUAUGAUAGAUAAAGGUAAUUCCUUGUUAAAACAUACAGGGGGGCCACCUGCUCAAAUGUUUGCUGUAGAAAAGAGAAUCUUUAGGCUUUAAUAGUGAUAAUUUUGUUCUGUCAUCUCAGUGUAACACAGCAACAACCAGAUGUAAGUUUAUGUAUGAGGGCUACGUUGGGUUCCUGCUGGAAGAAGAGAGCUUUAGAUUACAUUGGUGUUCUUUAAUUCCACAGUCGUUCCUCACUAGGCUUAAAAUAAAUCAGUACCUUUUCCCCAGUAAGCUAAGCAGUUAAAUAACCGGUGUUUAUGUUCUGGCUGUGUGAUAACUUCAGUUCUUGUUCUGUCCUUCUCAAACUUUUCUGCCAAUUGCAGGUCCUCAUUAUUUUGUUUCCUAUUGUGGUCAAACUCAUACCUUCAUACCUCAUUCAUUCCUAAGCAUUGUUUCCAAAUACAUUUAGAUUUCUGUUUGAGACAUCUCAUGUCUCCUUCUUUUUGAGUUUUUCUUCUGUAAGUGGGCAGUGUUCCCUGUCAGAGAUAGGGAAGAUCAUCUAGCAAAUUUUUUAGUUCAUUCUUAAAAUUUAUUAGCAAUAUAGUACCAAGGCGUUGGUGACGGUCAAGGUCCAAAUAAUGCAAAAGCAAACAUCUGAAAAGCGGUAGCUUGGUGUUAAAUGUGCAGCUGUCAAAAAAUGUAAUUCCUGUUUUAGAAUAUUAAGCAAUAAAUGUAGCAAUAUUUUACCUGAAUGUCUCAUGCAGCUACUAGAUUUGGUUAAGGAAAUGCCAAUUUUCAAUUAUCUGUAGAUUAGGGUGAUGUGGGACGUGGGUCACAUUGUGAGUUCAUCCUAGCCACCAAAAACUCACUCAUUUCCCUCACUUCACUGCGGAAUAGAAUUGGAAGAACAAAAGUGAGAAAAACUUGUGGCUUGAGAUACAGAUAGCUCAAUAAAUCGAGGAAAAAAAGCUGUGCAAAGGCAAUCAUUCAUUGCACCCCAUGAGCAGACUGAUGCUCAGCUCCCUUGGAGGGACUGCCCUGAGCAACGUCUGUUGCUGGGUGUGAUGUCGGAUGGCAGGGAGCAUCCCUUUGGUUAAUUCCCAGCAGCUGUCCCCUCUCCUCUUGCCCACCCCAGCCUGCUCACUGUUGGGGCAGGGUGAGAAGCGAGCGGCCCUCACGCUGUAGAAGCAGCGGCCAGUACUAAUGGAAGCACUGACGUGUUAUCAGCAGUGGUUUGUCACCAGUCUAAAAUAAAACCCGGCACUGUACAAGCUGCUAUGAAGAAAAGUAACUCCAGCCCAGCCAGACCCAGUCCAAUCUACUUUGCUUCUAACCAAAGAGGAUGGAUCCCGUCAGACUUCUCUGCUGCCUUCUGGGCAUCAGUGUGGCCGUGCAACUUCAGGAUUCACCUGUGGUCCAGAAAGGAGCACAGCUGCUUGUGUGUUAGCAAAUGCUGCUGCUUGGUGUCUGGACAUCCAUCUCACAGUGUGCUUCUGGAAGCUCGGUGUCUUUACUGGUGCUACUUGAAAUUUGAGAUUGAGAAUUGACCAAAAAAUAGCAAAAACUACUUUUUUUUAAUAUUAGCAAAUCUUAAUUCAUCUCUGUAUUUUGGUCUGACGCAUGGACUGGGAGUUGAGUCUUCCCCAUUGCUCCUCCCGUCAGAAGUUAUGAGGAGUGAGUGUACUGUUUUUUGUUUUAAAAAGUGCUGAGUUAGGUUUAAAGAAAUCUGAUUCUGUUGUGGUUACAGAACUAGGUGUUUAAUGAUUCAUACAUUGUUAUUCAUCACCAUGAUUUUUAGCAUAGUAUGAGGAGACAAUUUUGCCAUCCCCGUUUUGUUCUCUUGUUCUACUGCUUUUUAAUACUCAAAAAUAGUGUAUAGAUUUCAAUAGGCUUGGGUCCUUGCGUCCCUAGGCUUGUCAACUGCCACAUAGAUUCAGUGGCAGGUUUUCAUAGGUGAAUUCGGUGAGCAUGAGUCGUGUUGGAUUGUCCUCUCGGUCUGAUGCCAGCAGGCUGCAUGAGAUCUACCGAGACUGUGCCGUGCUUGCAGUUGAGUGCACUCAUCUGCGCCUUGCAUGGAGAAUUGCAGACUGCCACGGGGCUGCUUACAUAAGGAAGAAAUGUCAGGGAAAACUCUCGUUCUGUCUUUCCCCUUCCACGCUGAGAUGUUACCAGGCCUUGGAGCAGAGAGCACCUGCUUGCUGACUCAGCCCCCGAGGUGGACUUUUCAGAAGGCAGCAGCGUAGAAAUCCAGUGGAGUUGACCCAAACCUUGAUGGCUGAUGGUGUGCUGACCCCGACAAUAGAGAACAGUAAUUUUCCCUACCAAGUACCCAGCUUCCAUAAGUGUGAGAUCUGUUUGCUGUCUUUUCCAAAAGAGACCCAGUUCCAGCGCCAUAUGAGGGAUCAUGAGCAAAAUGACAAGCCUCACCGAUGUGACCAGUGUCCGAUGUCAUUUAAUGUUGAAUUCAACUUGACACUUCAUAAAUGUACUCACAAUGGUGAAGAUCCUACGUGUCCUGUGUGCAACAAGAAAUUCUCCAGAGUAGCAAGUCUGAAAGCUCAUAUAAUGCUGCAUGAGAAAGAAGAGAAUCUUAUCUGUUCAGAGUGUGGAGAUGAAUUUACUUUACAGAGUCAGCUGUCCAUACACAUGGAAGAACAUCGUCAAGAAUUGGCAGGCAGUAGGAUCCACAGCUGCAAAUCUUGCAAAAAGGAAUUUGAAACUUCCUCACAGCUAAAGGAACAUAUGAAAACUCACUAUAAAAUAAGGGUAUCAAAUACCAGAUCUUAUAACAGAAACAUUGACAGAAGUGGAUUUACCUAUUCCUGUCCUCACUGUGGAAAGACCUUCCAAAAACCAAGUCAGUUAACUCGACAUGUUAGAAUACACACAGGUGAAAGACCUUUUAAAUGUAGUGAAUGUGGAAAAGCCUUUAACCAGAAGGGGGCAUUGCAGACCCAUAUGAUCAAGCACACUGGUGAAAAACCCCAUGCUUGUGCCUUUUGUCCUGCUGCCUUUUCUCAGAAAGGCAAUCUUCAGUCACACAUACAGAGAGUUCAUUCAGAGGUCAAGAAUGGCCCUACGUACAACUGUACAGAAUGUAGCUGUGUCUUCAAAAGCUUGGGUAGUUUGAAUACACAUAUCAGCAAGAUGCACAUGGGUGGUCAACAGAAUUCUGCGAGCUCUUCAACAGAUGUAUCUCAUGUUACAGCGGAUUCUGUCGCCCAGCCUUUAACAACAUCUGCUAAUCUUUUGCAACCUGUUGAUAAUAAAUGGAAGAAUGCCACGCAUUUCCGGUCUCCGCUUCUUCAGCAGACAGAAAACCAGGUGUCUUCAGCUACUGCUAAUCAGGGACAACAGGCUGUAACUGAUGUCAUCCAGCAGCUCCUUGAGUUAUCAGAACCUGGUCCUGUAGAAAAUAACCAGCCUCAACAACCUGGUCAGCAACUCAGCAUUGCUGUGGGGAUCAAUAGAGAUAUUUUGCAGCAAGCUUUAGAGAACAGUGGGUUGUCUUCAAUUCCUGUCUCUGCACAUUCUACUGACUGCAGCCAAGCUAAGACUCCUGGGACCCAGGAUCAGAACCCAGAUGUCCAGACUCUCUCAAAUCAUCAGACUGACUCUAAUAAUGCAGAACAAGAUAAGGAGCAAGAGAGUACAGAUAAACUGGAUAAAAAAGAAAAAAAGGUUAUUAAGAAAAAAUCGCCAUUUUUACCUGGUUCUAUACGUGAAGAAAAUGGAAUAAGGUGGCAUGUUUGUCCUUACUGCUCUAAAGAAUUUAAAAAACCAAGUGAUUUAGUGCGCCACAUUCGCAUUCAUACCCAUGAGAAGCCAUUCAAGUGUCCCCAGUGUUUCCGCGCAUUUGCCGUUAAGAGUACUCUCACAGCACACAUAAAAACACACACUGGCAUUAAAGCUUUCAAGUGCCAAUUUUGUAUGAAAUGCUUUUCCACCUCAGGGAGUUUAAAAGUUCACAUUCGUCUACAUACAGGUGUUAGGCCUUUUGCUUGUCCUCACUGUGACAAAAAAUUUAGAACAUCAGGCCACCGGAAAACUCAUAUAGCUUCACAUUUUAAACACACGGAACUAAGAAAGCUGCGACAUCAACGUAAACCUGCAAAAGUUCGAGUAGGAAAAACAAGUGUCCCUGUACCAGACAUCCCUUUGCAAGAGCCCAUACUCAUCACUGAUUUAGGUCUUAUCCAGCCAAUCCCAAGGAAUAGCCAGUUCUUCCAAAAUUAUUUUAACAACAAUUUUGUGAAUGAUGCAGACAGACCAUAUAAGUGUUUUUAUUGCCAUCGAGCCUAUAAAAAAUCUUGUCAUCUUAAACAACAUAUCAGGUCACAUACGGGUGAAAAGCCAUUUAAGUGCUCUCAGUGUGGAAGAGGUUUUGUGUCAGCGGGAGUUCUGAAAGCGCAUAUUAGAACACACACUGGACUGAAAGCUUUUAAGUGUCUUAUAUGCAACGGGGCCUUCACUACUGGUGGUAGCCUCAGGCGACAUAUGGGAAUCCAUAAUGACCUUCGACCAUAUAUGUGUCCAUAUUGUCAAAAAACAUUCAAAACAUCACUAAACUGUAAAAAACACAUGAAGACUCAUAGGUACGAACUUGCACAGCAACUUCAGCAGCAUCAGCAGUCUACUUCAAUAGAUGACUCUACAGUAGAUCAGCAGAGCAUUCAUGUUUCUACACAGAUGCAAGUGGAGAUUGAAAGCGAUGAGCUUCAGCAGUCAGAAGCUGUUGCAACAGAUCAGCAGGCUAUUUUAGAGUUAGACCAGCAGCCAGUAGUAGGCACAGAAGAAACAGCACUAGAACAACAAUUGGCUGAUCAGCCUUUAGAGCAAGAUGAGGAUAGAUUUGUGACAUCCCAGCAUACUUUACAAGAAAACAUCGCUCAGUUUGAGCAACAAGCUAUAACACAGCAGUCAUUUGAUCAACAGGGCUUAUCACAAGGUUUUACAGUGAAUGACAGCUACAAUCAACAGACUCAAUUUCCAGCUGUACAGCAGCUGCAGGAUUCAAGCACACUUGAAUCUCAGGCUCUUUCAACGAGUUACCAUCCACCAACCCUUCUUCAAGUUCCAAAUACAGACACUAUUAAUGUAACUACUCGGUUGAUACAAGAUCAGUCAUCACAAGAAGAACUUGAAUUGCAUACCCAGCGGCCUCAUUUUCUUGAGGACAAUGAAGAUCAAAGCAGGCGUUCAUAUAGAUGUGAAUAUUGCAACAAGGGUUUUAAGAAAUCCAGCCAUUUGAAACAACAUGUACGAUCACAUACUGGUGAGAAGCCUUAUAAAUGCCAACUAUGUGGCCGUGGCUUUGUUUCAUCAGGAGUUCUUAAGUCACAUGAAAAGACUCAUACAGGAGUUAAAGCAUUCAGCUGUAGCAUUUGCAAUACGUCCUUCACAACUAAUGGCAGCCUUACAAGGCACAUGGCAACUCACAUGAGCAUGAAGCCUUACAAGUGCCCAUUCUGUGAUGAAAGUUUUCGAACAACAGUUCACUGCAAAAAACAUAUGAAAAAACAUCAGGCAGUCUCCUCAGCUGUAGCAGCAGCUACAGAAACAGGAGGGGGAGUUACGUGUGUUGAAGAUGACGAAGAAAACUCUGAAAGAACUUCAAGAAAAUCUCGUCCUGGAGUCAUAACUUUCACAGAAGAAGAAACAGCAGAACUGGCAAAGAUUAGGCCUCGAGAAAGUGCCACAGUCUCAGAAAAAGUUCUUGUUCAGUCUGCUGCAGAGAAAGACAGAAUUAGUGAGAUCAAAGAUAAGCAGGCAGAACUGGAAGCAGAGCCUAAAUACGCUAACUGUUGCAGUUACUGCCCCAAAAGCUUUAAAAAGCCCAGUGAUUUAGUCAGGCAUGUUCGUAUCCAUACUGGAGAGAAGCCGUAUAAGUGUGAAGAAUGUGGGAAGAGUUUCACUGUAAAAUCCACUCUAGAUUGUCAUGUUAAAACACACACAGGUCAGAAGCUCUUCAGUUGUCAUGUGUGCAGUAAUUCUUUUUCUACAAAAGGAAGUCUAAAAGUCCACAUGCGUCUGCAUACAGGAGCAAAGCCGUUCAAAUGUCCGCACUGUGAUUUACGGUUUCGUACGUCUGGGCGCAGAAAAACCCACAUACAGUGUCAUUAUAAACCAGAGACCAAGAAGGUUAGGAAGCCUGUUGCCCGUACUUCAACUGAGGGACUACAGCCAGUCAGUCUCCUUAAUUCAUCCUCAACAGACCCAAAUGUUUUCAUCAUGAAUAACUCUGUUUUGACGAGUCAGUUUGAUCAAAAUUUACUUCAACAAGGACUUGUGGGCCAGGCUAUUCUGCCUGCUUCUGUGUCAGCUGGAGGUGACUUAACUGUGUCCUUGACAGAUGGUAGCUUGGCCACUCUUGAAGGAAUACAGUUACAACUUGCUGCUAAUCUAGUUGGACAAAAUGUUCAAAUCUCUGGAAUAGAUGCCACCAGUAUUAACAACAUAACAUUACAGAUUGAUCCAAGUAUUCUACAGCAGAGUAAUUUACUUGCUCAGCAGCUAACUGGAGAUCCCAAUAUGGCUUCACAGAAUCCCACCCUCCAGACAACAGAAAACACAGUGCCUGCUAAUGUGGUUAUUCAGCCUAUAUCAGGCCUGUCUUUACAGCCUACAGUAACAUCUUCAGCUAACAUGACAAUAGGAUCCCUAUCUGAGCAAGAGUCUGUGCUGACAACCAAUGCUAGUGGUACACAGGACAUCUCCCAAGUCAUGACUUCACAGGGUAUGGUAUCAUCUUCAAAUGGACAACAUGAGAUAACGUUGACCAUAAAUAAUUCCAGUUUGAGCCAAGUUUUGGCUCAUGCUACAGGUUCUACUACUACAAACUCUUCAGGAAGUCCUCAAGAAAUCACUCUUACAAUAUCUGGCCAAGAUCUUAUCCAGCAUAAUUCUGGAAGCAGUGAUAUGAAUGGUAGCUUAAGGCUGACAACACCAACCAUCAACAGCCAGAGUACAGGGGCGACAUUAACUAUAAGCAAUGACCAGCUUCUUUCUCAGGGCACUUCACUAAAUGCUCCAGAGCUUAGUACAACAGGUGGAACAAACCUUCCUUCAACAACACCCAUGUCUCAGUCUACAGUUUCUACACAGAAUUUGGUAAUGUCUUCAUCGGGAGUUGGAGGAGAUGGUAGUGUCACUUUGACUCUUGCUGACACUCAGGGAAUGUUGUCGGGUGGUCUUGAUGCGGUUACACUUAAUAUCACUUCACAGGGUCAGCAGUUCCCUGCUAUACUUACAGAUUCCAGUCUCGCUAGCCAAAGUGGGUCAGGCUCACAGCAAGUCAUACUGGUGAGCCAUACACCCCAUUCAGCAGCUGCCAACUCUGAAGAAAUAACAUAUCAGGUGGCAGAGGUUUCUCCUAAUGUGACUAAAAGCAGUCAAGCAGAAAAAGAAAGUCGUGUGCACCAGUGUUUUGAGUGUAGUCAAACGUUCUCUUCAGCCACCAUGUUGAUGCACCAUAGUAAAGAGGUUCAUGGCAAGGAAAGAAUACACGUUUGCCACGUCUGCAAUAAAGCCUUUAAGCGGGCAACGCAUCUCAAGGAACACAUACAAACCCAUCAGGCUGGACCUUCACUGAGUUCCCAGAAGCCUAGGGUGUUUAAGUGUGAUACUUGUGAAAAGGCUUUCGCUAAGCCAAGUCAGCUGGAGAGACAUAGUCGCAUUCACACAGGGGAACGGCCAUUUCAGUGUACACUAUGUGAAAAGGCUUUUAACCAGAAGAGCGCUCUUCAAGUUCAUAUGAAAAAGCACACAGGAGAGAGGCCUUAUAAAUGCGAUUACUGUGCAAUGGGAUUUACACAGAAAAGCAAUAUGAAACUCCAUAUGAAACGGGCUCAUGGUUACACUGGUCCUGUACAAGAACAAGCUAGCAAUCAAGAACAAGAAGGGGAAGAUAUUAGUCGUGCUCUGAAUUUAGAAGAAGUGGUACAAGAAUCUUCAAAUGAAUGGCAAAGUAUAGGCAGUGUUUUUCGAUGACAACUUUAAAUCUGAAAGCUAAAAAUGUUUUUGGGACUUGAAUUUCUCUAUGAACAAGUUUUCAGAGAAGAAAAAGAUGGAUUUUACUGUUGAAGCUUCAAGCAUUGGAAAUAUUAACAAUAGAAUAAUAUAUUAUAGUUUUUUUAAUUAUUUACAAAAGUUACCUAAAAGAAUCGUUGUCUUUUUUUAAGCUUGUUGAAAAAUAUUGGGAAAACAUCACUUAAUCUGUGCAAGUUGUCUGUGAAUCAAUGAACUCAGGUAAUACUGUAUACAGUUUCAUCUUCUAAUUCACAGCCAGUAUAUCUAUUUGAAAAAUAAACUGGAACUUCAUACCAGAGUAGAACGAUUCCCAUUUUUAAAGGAGAUGAAGAAUAAAUUAACUUCAUGGGGAAGCUAUGAAGCUGUUAGCUUCCUUUUUUUUUUUUUCCUCUUGUUUAAAGAAAUAAUUGAGUUUGGAAACAAUGUUACAAAGUAGAUGCAUGCAGUAUAAAUUAGAUUUUUGUUUUUACAAGGCACGGGAAAAUGCUAUAUUUCUGUUUUAACCAUUUUGAGAAUUUGAAAAAAAAUAAAUUGCCAUAAACUUAUGGCUUUUCUUGAGUUAAGCUCUUCAGAGGGCACAUAUUCAUUUCCAUUCCAAUCACAGGGGCAGUUCAAUUAGUUGUUAGAUUUUACAUUCAAAUGCCUGAGAUUUUAAACUCAGCAAUAAUUAUUUAAAGAAAAUUCAAACUAGAAGAGGUUACAAAGAAAUCCUCUUUUAUGUUUGCUGUACUGGAUCAGCAGGUACAUAUCCCAGUAUCUGUCGAAAGCACAGCCGUAUAUUAAAUUUGGGAAGUAAACAUGCAGUUCUCUGGUAGUGGCAGUCAGAAAGUGAGUUGCACAUUAGGUCAUCUAUAUUAUACAAAAUUCCCCAGUGCUGUAAACGGUUAUUUCGAAUCUGUAAAUUCCUCAUUGUUUUCUUUGUGAAUUUGGGAACAUGUUACUUUCAUAUGUUGUUGUUGAAGUCAUUGUUUCAGCAAAACUACCUAGUUGACGAAGUAAUGCUUUGAAAGGUGCCACUUCUUAAGUAUAUUCAUAGCAAAGAAACACUGGAGUAAAAACAUAGUCAUCUUUUAGACAUUCCAAAGACAGAAGCUUUUUUUUAUUUUUACCUUGUUCUUUUGAGUUUUAUUUAUAUGUUACAUAUAUAUAGAUAUAUAUAUAUGUGUGCUUGUAUAUAUAUAUUUAAAGUUAUAUGAGCCUCUGUGUGGCUGAUCAGUAUAUUUUGUAAAUACUAAUCCCAUUUGCAGGAAGUUCAUCUUUUCAUUUUGCUGCAAGUACUUCUAGAUCAGUGGAGGAUUCAUUGUACUAUAAUACAGAGCUAGAUUUUAAUUUACUUUCUGAAAGAUAAUUGCUCUCAAAUCCAGAAAGCCCUUUUUUGUAAAUAUUGUCUAUACUUUGUCUAUGAUACAAACUAGUUAUUUCGGAUUGCUGAAUCAAGAAAUCACUGUUGUUUUUGAUAGGGCAUCUCUCAAUUCUUUUGUUAACUCUUUGGCAUAUGUAUAUAAGUAAUAUAGUUGGUGACAUGAAAAUAACACUUUUGUUAUGUGGAAUAUUUAAUUCAAAAACAUGUUAAAUAAUAUUACUUUUUUCCAAAUUCUGCUUCGUGUGUUUUUUGAGCAUUUGACUCAGGAUUCU
This is a messenger RNA of Cygnus olor (mute swan), 10682 nucleotides long. RefSeq names its product zinc finger protein 236 (gene ZNF236). Gene Ontology annotation, molecular function: DNA-binding transcription factor activity, RNA polymerase II-specific; RNA polymerase II cis-regulatory region sequence-specific DNA binding. Gene Ontology annotation, cellular component: nucleus. Gene Ontology annotation, biological process: regulation of transcription by RNA polymerase II. The record is from RefSeq and is a predicted model, not a curated record. The transcript has 33 exons. Lineage: Eukaryota; Metazoa; Chordata; Aves; Anseriformes; Anatidae. The coding region runs from base 3291 to 9008 and encodes 1905 amino acids.